CCCGACUUUUCCCCCCAAAGCCUUUUGUCCCUUUUCACCAACGUCCAUCUACGUUCCGUCUUCUGCCACGAAGCAAUCCCUUCUCGUCCACUGCCGCCCGCCCCGGAGAAACUCGUCAAAGUCUGUGCCUCGUCAAUCCGGUUCCGAUUCGAACAGUUCCGAUUCGAACAAGCCACUCGCCAGUUGUUGUGCAACCAGCCGCUUCCGAACUGGCUGGCACCACUGCCGCCGCAUCCGCAGGUGGCCGAGCGCCGCGACCACGCACAACCACAAACUUUUUUUCUCGUCCCUUUUAAAGUUGUUCGAUCCGCCACGCCACCCCCUCAGCGGCAAUCCCUCGCCAUCACCGCCCGCGCACGCAAACACACCCCGAUCUCCGUCUACUGGCCGACAUCACCGGCGCGGUAGACUUUCCGGUCCUCCGCCCUCCACCCUCAUCGAUAUUCAGCCACGAAACGCGACCGCAUAACGCCUCCCGAUCCGACAAAGCGACCCUGUGUCGGAUUGUCCCCAGCGAUCAUGGUUUUGUAGUAAUCCGAAUCCCCGACAUUUCGCUUUCUUUCCCGUCAAACAAGGCGCCGCCCCGCCACCCCUUUCGUCUUAUCUGCUCGUGGACUCGCCGGCCUCGCCGACUUCUCGUUCAACAUGGAGCCGCACCAGUCGAGGACCUCCUCCUUCCCGCACCUGCAGGGCGCUCAGCUCCCAUCGCAGCCAUCGCACGUCCCGUCGAGAACCGCUAGCAGCACUCCCGUGUCGUCUCCCGGCCUCUUCAGCGCGACCGUCUCGCGCCUGAACAUGAUACCCCCGCAGCACAUGUCCGAGGGUGCCCCGGCCGCCAGUGCCUCGAGGGCCGAAAGCCCGUUUCUGCAUCCACUGCAGACUCGCAAAGUUCGAGAGACUUCGACCGCCACCGUCGACAGGGACUUCACCACGGGGCGCAAGCACAUCAACCAGUACGAAGUGAUGGAGGAGAUUGGCCGCGGCCAGCACGGCAAGGUCAAGCGAGCCCGCAACACCCACACGGGCGAGACCGUAGCCAUCAAGAUCAUCCCCCGCUACUCCAAGAAGCGCCGACUGGGCAAGGUCACCGCCGAGGACCCCCAGAGGAACACGAAGCGAGAGAUUGCCAUUCUCAAGAAGAUCCGACAUGCCAAUGUGGUCGCCCUCCUCGAAGUCAUCGACGACCCGGAACUCGAGAAGAUCUACAUGGUCCUGGAGCAUGUCGAGCAUGGCGAAAUCACGUGGAGGAAGAAGGGUCUGCCGCGCAUCUGCGACCUUGAGCGGCGCAUGAUCGAGAAGAGCACUCGCGGCGAGUCCAUCGUUGCCGAGGAGGAAGAGUUGUGCUCUCUGCAGCGGAAGCGUGCCAAGACCGAGGUCAAGCGGAUGAAGACGGCCGCCAAGGCGCAGACGGAUUCGGGUGACUAUUGGAGCCUCGAGUAUGGCGCCUCGUUCGACGAUGACGAGCCUGAACCAUCGCUCCCAAGGUCCAGGGCGGUUUCGCAAGCCCCAUCUCGCACCCAGUCGUCGAGGUCCCUCUCGAGGAGCCAGGCAGCGCAAGCCGAAUCGGUCCCCAUACCUAGCCACGGGUAUGCCGAUACGGAUGUCGCAUCGUUGCCCCCAACCCUCGAGGGAACCAUGUACGGGGCUUACGCCGACGAUCAAGGCGGAAGCUCCACUCUCAGGGCGCGCUCUCCCAGCAUGGCAGACUCGAUCAUCUCGCACAUGUCUUCGGUGGAUUUUGCUACACCCCCUCACGACCCCUUCGUCGACGACUUCUCGUACGUGCCGUGCUUCACCAUCGAGAAUGCACGGUCGGCUUUCCGAGACACCAUCCUCGGACUCGAAUAUCUCCACUACAACGGGGUCGUGCAUCGCGACAUCAAGCCCGCGAAUCUUCUUUGGACCAAGGACUUCAAGGUCAAGAUCUCUGAUUUUGGCGUCUCCUACUUUGGGCGGCCCAUUCGAGAGGGUGAGCCUGACGACCUGGUGUCCGAGUCCGAGGCCCUUGACUUUGACGACGACCGGGAGCUUUCCAAGACGGUGGGGACGCCCGCAUUCUUCGCCCCUGAGCUCUGCUACACCGACGUCGAUAAUCUCGACAAGGAACCGCCUCGGGUGUCGGAGCAGAUUGACAUCUGGUCGCUUGGCGUGACGCUCUACUGCAUCAUUUUCGCUCGCAUCCCCUUCAUGGCCGAGGACGAGUACUCCAUGUUCAAGAAGAUCGCCAAGGAAGACGCCUUCAUUCCACGCCGCCGGCUGCGGCCCGUCUUCCCCUUCACGGAUCCCAGCAAAGUCUCCCUGUACAAGAGAGUUAAUAGCGAGCCUUACCGGGAUGACGACGACCCUGCGUACGAGGACAUCGAGGACGACCUGCUCGAUCUGCUCCGGCGCAUGCUCACCAGGAACCCCGAUCACAGGAUCCGUCUUCGAGACGUCAAGUCCCACCCUUGGGUUGUCCGGGGUGUCCCGCACGCCUGGAUCGAUGAGACGGACCCCUCGCGCAAGAUGUCUGGCAAGCAGAUCGAGGUCGACGAGAAGGAGAUUGGGCGCGCCGUCGUGCCGCUCACUUUCCUCGAGAGGGCCAAGUCGGCGGUCAAGAAGGCGGUUGGCAAGGUCAUGCACCACAAGCGAGAUCAUGAUGACGGCGCUUCUGCGGCCUCGCGCAGGCGAGCCGACAGUAGUGUUGCCAGUUCCGCCGGAGACAGCGCAUCGAACCAGCCGUCCGCCUACCCACGCGACAUCCGUCGCAAGAGUAUCCGCCCUGACGACUACUUCGCCACGGUGACGCAGGUGCAGCAGACGGAGCAUCCGCUCUCCCAGAGCGUGACUGCGAGCCCUUUGGAGUCGCCGCAGAGCCUCAGUUCCCCUCUAUGCAUGUCACUCGGUAGGAAGCCCUCGAUCCACGCAAACGAGCUCCUUCCAGACUACCACCCCGACUCCAGCGACGCCCCUUCGUUUGGUCCUGCGAAACCACCACCACCCAAGAGACAUUCCCAUGCGCGUUCGAUUGGAAGCUCGUUUCUCAGCCUGACACCUAGCCUGCAGGAGUAUCGAGUCGCACACACGGUGCCUCCGAGUCCCGGAAUUACCGGCAUCGUAGAUGAAGUCGCUAGGCUUUCGGGCGCUAGGAAGGGCCGCGAGGCCUCCAUCUCCUCCGACGACUGCUCGCGCGCCAAAUCCAUGGACCGGGCCGGGCUUGUUUUCCCCAACGUCGACAAGCACGCCGGCGCCAUGGUGGCCCUCAGCACCGCUGUCGCCCCGGGAAGCAUGCAGCAGCCGCCGCGGUCUCCUCGACACACGCGUUCGAUCGAUCUUGUUGCCGUCCGGGAGAACUCGACACACUCUCUCGGCUUCAUGCCCCGUCUGUCUUCGGCCUACCAUCACCACAUGUACCACCACAAGCCAUACCUGGGCAUGAAGCAAAACGACCGCAUCUUGACUGCACUUCGUCUCGAUACGGCCACGCACAAAUCAGACUCUGAGCCGUCCACGGCCCGAUCCACAACGCCACUGAGCUUUCGGAGUCCAUUCGAGGACCCUGAGGGUCAAGCGGACACUCACCGCCACCAACAGCAACCAAUCGAGCAGCCCUCUCCCGUUCGCCCGGCCAUGUUGAAGACCGAACCGUCCCGUGUGCCCUGCCCGCCAUCUCCGACUGACGAUGGCAUGAGCCAGGAAGGGCACUCGCAGCCACCUUCCAGGGAGGAGACCAUGUCGAUGGCCGUGUCCUCAAGCGUGACUUCGUUUGGAGCCAUCGCGACGCCCAUGACGAGCCCCAGUGUUGUCGCCAGCCCGCUGUGCCACACGGCGCCGACCAACUCGAGAGAAAAGGUCGACGUCAUGCCAGCGUACCAGUCGGACCCCUCACUGCCGGCGCUGAUGAGUGGAGCUAGCUCUGUCUCCGCCGACGUUGAGGGCGACUUCCUGGGCAAUCCUGGUAUCGUCAGCAGGUCAUCGCUCUUGGCCACGACCGAUUCUCUUACGCCACCAGCCCCAGGCAAAGAGACCCUGACCGAGUUUCCUCUUGACCACCACACCGAUUCGGAAACCAUUGCCGUGCGUAUCGACCCGGCCCCUGCUGUCGGCACCAAGGGUGCGCGUCCUCGUCGGUCCGUGAGCCUUUCGGCCUCGGCUUCCGGUGGCAAAUAUGAUGACGACAGCGAUAGCGACGAUGACGGUCUCAUGUUCAUGGCCAAAUCCAAGAAGAAGGCGGCGCCCAAGAAGCUUCCUUCUCCCCCACCUCAGGUCUCGCACCCCCACCACGCACCCUUGGGAGGCCUGGCGCUCGCUGCGCGCAGGAGGGAUACCAACACUAGUAUCGGAAGCACCGAGACGGCCAAGAAGAUUGACGUACAUGGAGAGAGUUUCUCUGGAUGAUGGACUUGCUCACCUCCUUGCGCAACCACUACUGUCUAUCUGAAAGCACACACACACGCUCAACCACGCAGCAGCCAUUGCUUCCGUCCAACAUUCUCGUUGCCGACCGGGACAUCACUUUCCUCCGUUCUCCUCUCAUUUUCUCAUUCGGCUUCGACACGGCCAGACCGGUGUCCGGAGUUUUCAUACAUCUUUUAGACCUGGCUUUACGAGAGCCAAUAGGAGAAGGGUGACCACAUCCCAACUUCGGCCUGUUUUACUAGGCUUUUUUAUUUAUUUAUUUUCUCCCUUUCCUCUAUUUCUUGUGUUUCUCUGUCUCUGUUUCAUGCAAAGCAUCGAUAGAGAUUGAGAGGGCAUUGCUACGUUUGCGCAUUCACCAGACCCCGAGAGGUUGCCAGCACACGCAUUCGGUUCUACUGUUACUCUUUCUCCUUGUUCUUCACUACAGAUUUUCAUGGGUUGGUCGGACUUUUGUGCAUUUUGAACAGCAUCUGCAUUACGGAAGGGCUCAUAUGGGACCGGCGACAUGUGCCGAAGGUGGCCGGCUAUUUGGUCACGAGCAAUAUAAAUGGGUGGGCUCUUUUUUUUUUUCUACCUUGCUGCCUUUGCUCCCCGAAAGAGGAGGGAUUUCUUUUCUUUCCCUUGCCCUUUUUCGACGCUAGCGUGUUGGCUACCGUCAAGCAUCGGACGAGCUUCUGCUCCUCCGAUUUUGCCGGGCUUUUUUUCUCCCCUCAGCCUCCUUGGACUGUUGAUGGUAAUGGCAAAGGCAAUGAAGGGCCUUUUGGUGCCAUGGCGGAACGGGGGACGGUUGGUGUUUCCGCGGCGGCGGGAUGGAAAGGGCUGCCAUCUGGAGUCUCUGAGUUGGCUGGAAUGUCAGCAUGAGAGGAUGGAGUCGGCUAUGUUUCCUUUGUCGCGGCGCGGGAGAUGGACGCUCAGAGUAGCUGCCUUUUUUGGCAGCCGGCCGGGAAGGGCAGUGCUCAAGCAAACGCAAGGCGGGAGAGGGCGGCAGCAAUGGUGUUGGCGAUGUGGACACGAAGGAUGGCGACGGUCUGAUUUAUUGCAGGAGGGAUGAUGGCUAUUUAUGACCUGGCUUGUGUUUUUUUUUUGGGACGACCAAUGCAUGAGAUAGCUCUCUGGCCAUGGGGAGAGAGCAGGAUUGGGGUGGAAGGGACUGAAAGCCUUGAGUGCGGCAUCCUAGCAGGGCCUCAUGAUGAAAAGGCAAGGGGCGUAUUGAGAGAGGUGUAUGGAUGGGUUGAGAUGCACGAGAUGACACAUUAUACCCCUUAUCUUUUUUUUCUUGGGAGGGAGAGCCGCCCUCGGGGAAUAUCCAGCAAGCGUAACGUUUGUCUGUGUGCUCCGCCCCAAAAUAUGAAGGCUCCCUUUUUCUCUCACAUGAAUCUCUUGUCUUGUGAUGUCUUGAUCCGCUCGCC
This is a messenger RNA of Gaeumannomyces tritici R3-111a-1, 5807 nucleotides long. Its product is annotated as CAMKK/META protein kinase. The coding region runs from base 646 to 4377 and encodes 1243 amino acids. NCBI's taxonomy places the organism in Eukaryota, Fungi, Ascomycota, Sordariomycetes, Magnaporthales, Magnaporthaceae. The transcript is spliced from 2 exons. Gene Ontology annotation, cellular component: cytoplasm. Gene Ontology annotation, biological process: intracellular signal transduction; protein phosphorylation. Gene Ontology annotation, molecular function: ATP binding; protein serine/threonine kinase activity. The record is from RefSeq and is a predicted model, not a curated record.